This is a messenger RNA of Dalotia coriaria, 3597 nucleotides long. RefSeq lists its product as uncharacterized. Gene Ontology annotation, molecular function: DNA binding. The record is from RefSeq and is a predicted model, not a curated record. The transcript is spliced from 4 exons. NCBI's taxonomy places the organism in Eukaryota, Metazoa, Arthropoda, Insecta, Coleoptera, Staphylinidae. Gene Ontology annotation, biological process: DNA recombination; DNA integration. The coding region runs from base 464 to 1693 and encodes 409 amino acids.
UGUUAAUUAAAAGGGCUAAAAGUGUAAAUGUUUUAUACCUUAAAGGUCGUCUCAUUUGUUUUUGAAAUAUUAGUACGCAGCAAAAGCAGAACAUGCUAUAUCAACAAUGCAACUACAGUUAUAACUUUAUAAUAGGUUGCCAAGUCUUACGAGAACACAUAAACCCUUGUUAAUUUUCGAAUAUUUAAUUUGACUAAAAAAUAGUUUUAUACUGGUUCACUAUUAUUUGAAAUUAUAACAGAUUUGUUUGAAUUAGACCAUAAAUUUGAUAUGAAUAAUUUUGGGCUUGAGCAGCUGUACUGAUGUUUCAAACGGUUUGAGGUUAACACGCAACUUGGUCCACUAAAGUUGGUCCCUGGAGUAAACGUCAAUCAGUGUUGAGGGUGCUUUGAAUCUUCAGGCGUUUGUGUUUUGUGGCACUUCAGGAUCUUAGCUAUUUAUUUAUAAUUAUAUAUCGUUAAAUAUGGAAAGAAAUUCCGAGUAUUUUUAUGGCACUCCGCCUGAAGUUCCGGUCAUAUCUGCAGAAAACAAACAACUAUGGACAACAAAUGAAACAGCAAAUGAAGGAACUUCAUUGACUGAAAGAUCUCAGGUAGCCUACAAGGUUGCCUUUGAUAAAUUCCAAAGGUGGUGUGUUGAAAAACAGGCGGAUGGUUAUUCGGAAACGGUACUUCUAGAAUAUUUUAUUGAAAAGGCUAAACAACGCAAGUCGUCAACACUAUGGGGCGAGUACUCAAUGAUUAAGAAAUCGUUGUUUGUUAUAGAAAAUGUUGAUAUAUCUAAGUAUGAUAAUCUAAAAGCUUUUUUAAAGAAGAUAUCUGUGGGUUACCAACCAAAACAAUCAAAAAUAUUUACUAAAGAAGAGUUCAAUAGAUAUAUAAGUGAAGCACCAGAUAGUGAACAUUUAUUCAAAAAGGUUGUUGCAAUUAUUGGAAUUGCUGGUGCUUGCAGCAGGGAAGAAUUAAUGAAUCUUUGUGUUCAAGAUAUUGAAGAUCAUAACUCACAUUUAUUAAUAAGAAUAAGAAAAACCAAAAACUAUUUGGAGAAAAGUUUUAUAGUUAAUGCUUAUAGUGGAGAAAAUAAUUUGAUUGAAAUAUACAGAAAAUAUGCUGCUUUGAGGCCAAAAAAAGCCAAAACUAAUAGGUUCUUUUUGCAAUAUAGAAAUUUAAAAUGUACCUUGCAAGUAAUUGGAAUCAAUACAUUUGGCAAAAUUCCUUCAGAGAUUGCAACCUUUUUGAAAUUGGAAGAUCCGUCAGCUUACACAGGACACUGUUUUAGAAGAUCAUCAGUAAGAAAGAUACCUAAUAUGCUAUCUUCACAAUUCACAGAAAGAGAACCAUCAGUGCCACAUGACUCCAAUUUGUUAUCAAUUAUCUCACCCACAGAGCAACCUUUUCUAACCAAGCAGGAGCAUGACAUUGACAUUCUUGAAGAAGCAUGGCCAUAUGAAAAUGAUGAUAACCAAGACAGCUUACAAGACACCCAAGUGUCAACUGAUACAGAUCAGGAUUACUAUGAGGACCCUGUCGUUGAUUAUUCACAAGAAAGGAAGAAGGUCAAAAACGAAAUUCUCUUGAUUAAGAAACGGAAGAAACAAGCGGAACUGGACUUGAUAGAACUUCAAAAGGAAAAGGCAGUCAUUGAAUUAGAAAUUAUGAAGAUUGAAUUGGAAAAGAAACGACGGUUAGUAUAAAUAUUUAGCUAGCAUUUUACCGUAAAAUUUGCGUUUUUACACAUUAGAUAUUUUUAUAAUAAAAGAAGUUAAAUAAAACCAACACCUACACAUCUGUUUAUUGUUGAAACUGUUUAUCCUCGUAAUUUUAAAAACAUAAAUAUAAAAGCGAUGCCGAUCACACCAAUAAGACAUUUUUGUUUUCCGCUCCAACAAUAUUGAUAAAGUCCGCACGGGUCCUUAUAUUUGUUCAUGCAUUUAUGUCGAAAUAUUAUUAUUAUAAGAAAUUGUUUUUUAAAGGGCGAACUUCGAAAAUAAUCACAAUUUUACACAAAAAAGACGCGUUUUUACAUAGUUCUGAUCAUUUAAAAAAAAAUUAAAAAUCGUAUCUAAAGGUCAAUUUAGGAAGAAGUUAUGGCUAUUUGAAAAUUAAAAAAUGCCAUUUUUUGAAAAAAGGAAGAGAAAAAAUUUGGAAAAAUUCUCAAUAAUAUUUUUCUUAAAGGCUAGAAUACCCCACAUAUAGUGGUAUAUCCCAUUCUGCAGGAUUAACGCUUUUCUAGGCAUAUGUACAUGAAUGCGUACGUGUGUUCCUUAUUAGCUUUAAAACGGUUGGACAAAUUUUGAUAAAAUUUUCAGAAAAUCUUCAGAUUAGCCUAUAAUUGUGUGAAACAUGGUAACAAAAAUUAACUUAAAGGGUGGCAAAUAAAAUAUGGUGUAAAUAAGAAACAAAUGCAUGUAAGCGCAAUCUCGAUUUUAAUUGCAGCACUAUUGAAAGUGAUAAAAAGUAGAUCAACUUUCAUCUCAAAUUUUACAUGGUUCGAGUUUUAUUUUGAUUUCAAAAAGUGGCCUAUGUUCUUCUCCAUUCCGUAACAGGUUUUUAUUCAUACCAAAGUUAACUAAAAUUGAUUUGAAGCAUUAAUCUUUGUUACCAUACAUACAUUGCACAGUGAUUUAGAGGUUAUACGUAAAAAAGAAAGCAGACAAAGUUUAACGCGUAUACAGUGAAUAUUUACGUAUUUUCACUGAAAACGAACAUAAAUUGCACCUAUUUUAAUCUAUGUAGUACAUAGAAGUAUAUAUAUAUAUAUCUGUACUAGUCAUGAGAAAAAGAAAAUCAGAUCUUUCUAAAAUCACAAGGAGGGCUAGAAUGGCAAAAUUGCGACGUGACAAUGAAUCGCCACAGAUUAGAGCAAUACGUCUCGCAACUAAUAGAUUCAGAACGUACGAGUCCAGGUUGAAUGAAAGUAGCCACCAGAGAAGCCAACGAUUAGAGCGAAGUAGACUUCGACAUGCAAUGAUCAGGAAGCAGCAAAAAAAUCAGAAGAUGAAAGAACAACGUCUAGCUUUAGUUCGGCAAUGCAAUGACACCCAAAGAAGAAUAAGUAUUACAAUUACCCCCAACAAUUAUAUCCAGGAGGAUUGUGAGCAUGGUGUUUCUAGAGAUCCUUUGCAAACUUCCAACUUUGAAGGCUUGAGCCUAAAAAUAGAAAAUGGUUUAGAUGUUCAUGGGGAACCUUCCGUUUAUUAUGGUAUUAAGGAGAGCUUAUUAGCAAAUACAAGGAGGCUUGGAGAUCAAGAAAUAUACAUAAAGAGAGAAACUGUUACACCUGAUGAUAUGCAUGAACUGCAAUUAGAAAAUUGUAACACUCUUCACUAUUCAUUGCCUUGUAUAGAGCAUAUAGAAAUUAAGGAAGAACCUGAACAAAAUUACAAUGAAGAUGUGUGAAUCUAUAGGAUAACCAACUCUAACACUGAAAGUUGCUGCAUGUGACAAUAAAAAAUUAAAUGCAGCUGGAGAGAGAAGCAACUGCCUGAACUACUUGCAUACUAAUCAAGAAUGCAAGAAAAGAACUGUUACCUAUUUGUAUUUUAUUGAAAAAGGAGUCAUUUAUAUGCAUUUCAUAUUAAAAUGUGUGCAUUAAGAA